Molecule: messenger RNA, 1226 nt
Organism: Fusarium redolens
Lineage: Eukaryota; Fungi; Ascomycota; Sordariomycetes; Hypocreales; Nectriaceae
Exons: 4
Coding region: 384-1226 (280 amino acids)
Source: RefSeq, a predicted model, not a curated record
CCAUAACACUUGCACAGAGUGAAACUGCUAUGUUGAUUGGAUUGAUAUACUCACUAACAAGGGGUUUCUUUCUUACGGUAUAUAGCUAGCAUAUGGCUAGAGGUCCUCCCUUGCUUCAGAAGUUGCAAUACAAAAGUCGUUCUCCGUACCUUUGGCUUCUCAGCAUCAAGAUAGAGGUAGCCUUGGCAUGAAAUCAUUCAGCGUUUAUGUUCUAGAUAACCAACGUUGCGAUUUUCAAUGACAUCGAAGUAGCCGAGAAUCCAUCUCUAUUGCUCUUCCUUCCCCAGGUACCUAGGCUAUUUGCUGUUGGCUGUGUGUACUUACCUAGUACCUUAGGUUGGUAGGUACCUAGGCACGGUGACCUGCCUUACCUUCCUUGAGAUAUGCCUUCAGUGCAUAACAUGGACAACUUCGUAACUUCCUUGCCACGUCCUAUCUUACUGACACCACGGCUCAAUGCAUCCGCCUCCUCAACAAUCCAUCCUCGGCCGCGCGCGAUCUUCCGGGUAACCAUCACUCUUGGUAUUUACACCUCAAACAAGACUCAUCAUGCUUUGCUCGUCCUUGCGGAAGCGAAGAGAAUGGGCAUCGGUGGUUCAUUCGCUAACAAGAAGCUCGUCAAAAUGGAAAGUAACCUGGAGGCUUGUGAUAUCACAUUUCCAGUCCUUGUUUCCAACAGCCCACCCGCUACCUUCAGAGCAAUUGUCUCUUCAUUGUCGGGACUCCAGUCUUCUGAGGAAAAGGCGCGCGUGGGAAGACUGGCGGUUAUGAACGGGGGAGAGCAUAUCGCCGUGAUAUUGCUUUUGGAUGGUUAUAAGCCCAUGGAGUUGUUUUCUCGGCUGCAAGUUGAGAUGCUUUAUUCGGAUUGUCCCAUUCCUAUGAUCCCCAUUUCUACGACCCAAGAUUUCGCCGGCUGCCUUGAAUCUCUCAGGUGGGAUUACAAUAGGAAGAGUUCCGCUCUCGAUGCUGAACAAGAAGCACCUCAUGAGAGUUUGGUAGGCUGGUGUGUCGAAGGCAAACCUCUUUCAAGAGACCAGGUCAAUGUCCUGACCGGAAUCACCUCCGGGUUCAGAGGAUUCGCCGACCUUCACUCCAGCCCAGGCGGCCGAGCUACAAUUUGUGAAUACCUAGGGGAUAGCGAUGGUGAACGAGUCAUCUCGUUUCUCUUCAAUGGCCCGUCUCACGUCUGCAAGCAACUAGAGGCAUCAGAUGCACCCAAUGUGUGA